Salvelinus fontinalis (brook trout) is the source of this 5441-nucleotide messenger RNA. RefSeq names its product DDB1- and CUL4-associated factor 1-like. Gene Ontology annotation, biological process: protein ubiquitination. The record is from RefSeq and is a predicted model, not a curated record. Bases 607 to 5343 code for a protein of 1578 amino acids. Gene Ontology annotation, molecular function: nuclear estrogen receptor binding; histone H2AT120 kinase activity. The transcript has 26 exons. NCBI's taxonomy places the organism in Eukaryota, Metazoa, Chordata, Actinopteri, Salmoniformes, Salmonidae. Gene Ontology annotation, cellular component: nucleus; Cul4-RING E3 ubiquitin ligase complex.
GGCUUGUGUUGGGGACACAGUGUUAAACAAUCCAGUGAUCUGAAAGUGUGCUAACUGGCUAGCUAUAUACGCUGCACCUAGUAUGAGUUAGGAAGAAGUCAAAAGCAGCCUAGCUUGCUACGCUAAAUUACUAAACAGUUGGCUAGGAACGUUAAUUACGCCAAGUUGUUUCCACACAAACAAUGCCACUGUAGCUAACGCAAGUUAGCUAGCCACCUGUUGGAUUACUUUUUGCUAGCUAGAGCUACCACAUUGACCCACUUAUCUUGUUUCUCCUCCACUUAACUACUCGUAGUUAGACAUCUAACGUCAACUACUUAGCUAGCUAGUUACUCAGUACUCCUCCCGUCGACUGACUAGUUAGGUUACGUCACGUCAUUUGUCCAAGUAGCUAAUUAGCCAGCCUAAAGUGACGUAACUAGUAAGCUAGAUCAAACUACGUUGAUCAGUUCAGUCCUCGACAUCGACUAGCUAACGAGUUACUUUAGGAACUUGCCAGCGAACGUUAGCUACUGUUUUCACACUUAACGUUAGUCUAGACAUUUGCAGAGAGUGAAAUGGCAGGAUGACAUCAAGAUCUAAUAUCAGAGUCUGGGUAAAGAAACCAUGGCCUCCCCUGCUGCGCUGGUGGACGCCAAGGCAGAGCUGACCUCUCUGCUGGACCAAUGGGAGACGGAGCAGCAAGGAACCACUGACGACCUGGUCUCCAUCCUCACCAAGAUCUCUGAGCUGGUAGAGCGCGAGACAGAGGAGUAUCACAAAGCUGAUCCUGACCCGUUUGAUGACCGACAUCCAGGACGAGCAGAUCCAGAAUGCAUGUUGGGACAUUUACUGAAAAUCCUCUUCAAGAAUGACGACUUCACAAAUGCGUUGCUGAAUAGCUAUGUGAUGACCAGUAGAGAGCUGUCCAUGAACACGGCAGCGUGUCGUCUGCUACAGAACAUAAUGCCGGGUCUGGAGACAGCUGUGGUGUUCCAGGAGAAGGAGGGUCUGGUUGAGAAGCUGUUUAAAUGGGCCCAGGAGGCAGAGCAGCCUCUGUGUAUCUAUGCUACAGGGCUACUGGCUAGAGCCAUGGAGAACCAGGAGAUAGCUACCAACUACAGGGAUGACAACUCUAAACUGGUGCCACUAAUGCUGAUGCGGCUACGUGAGCUGCAGGAUAAAGAAUCAAAGAGUCGUCAGGAUUUUAAACACCCCGGUCCUAAGAAGACUUCUCAGUCCCUCCAGUCUGUAGCAGAGGAACCUACAGACAGAGACGCCAAUGAGGAAGAGGGCAGCACAUCUCAGAAUACAGCAACAGAUAACAUGGCGGAAGAGGAGGAGGAAGAGGAGAAGAAGAAGAAAAAGGAGAGAGGACGAGAGACAACAUGUAGUAGUAGUUGUAGCAGGCCUGCGUGGUCCAGGCCCAAGCCGUCGUUCCACUUAGGUAAGGCCCAGAAGACCAGCAGCUGUGUAUCGGUGAAGCCCGUUCCAGACCCCCUGUACCAGCCAGGUCCCUGCUUGGCACCAGGCCCCGAGACCAGCCUGGGAGAGCCUGAAACCAGAGGGCAGGAGUCUGGAGGAGGCCUGGGGAGGAAGAGAACAGCCACAGCCAGAGAGAAUGGAAGGAAAGUCAAACAGAAAGUCCACUUCACCACCUCUUCCAUGGAUCCAGAGAGAGGCUUGUCCUGCGUUACCGGUAGUGACCAGUCUAACAGUAGCUGGUCUGAGAUGAGCUCCUGGGUGAUUGGGGGUAACUACCGGCUGUACCCCCUCACCCCUGCUAUAGAGCAACGUCUCAUCCUCCAGUACCUCACACCCCUCGGAGAUUACCAGGAGCUGCUAGCUGUGUUCAUGCAGAUGGACACCAGAGAACUUCUUAUGCACUACAUUGACCUGAAACACACCCACGAUGUCCAGCUCACCUUCGACUCACUCCUGUACCUUGCCUCCCUGCUCCUGCACAAGAAGUUUGCUGCUGACUUCAUAGCUCAUGGAGGAGUGCAGAAGCUGCUGGAUAUCCCUAGACCCUCCAUGGCUGCUACUGGGGUGUCACUGUGUCUCUACUACCUAGCUUACAACCAGGACGCCAUGGAGAGGGUGUGUAUGCUGCCGGACAGUGUGCUGUCAGACAUGGUGGACUAUGCCCUGUGGCUUCUGGAGUGUUCCCACGCGUCGGGCUGCUGCCACACCACCAUAUUCUUCUCCAUCUCCUUCUCAUUCAGAGCCAUACUGCAGCUGUUUGACCACCAGGACGGCCUCAGGAGACUAGUUAACCUGAUCAGUACAUUAGAGAUCCUGAACACAGAGGACCAGGGCGCCAUGUUGAGUGACGACCAGGUGUUCUCCAGCCGUCAGACAGCCAAACACACCUGUAUGUGCCUGAGAAGGUACUUCGAGGCCCAUCUGGCUGUCAAGGUGGAGCAAGUCAAACAGUCCCUCCAGAGAACUGAAGGGGGCGCUCAAGUUCACUCUCAACCUUACUACAAGUCGUGUUCAUACAGUCAUGAGCAGGUGGUGGACAUGAUGGACUUCCUGAUAGAGUCUGGACACACUCAGCUAUACUGGGAACCUGUCGAGGUGUUUUACAAGCUCUCCUGUAUUCCCCUCGUGUUACAACUCAUCUCUAUAGCCUGUGACUGGAGGAGUUACUACGGCAGGUCUGAUACGGUGCGUUUUGCCCUGGACAUCCUGGCCAUGCUGACUGUAGUACCAAAGGUGCAGCUGCUGCUAGCUGAGACUGUAGACGUGCUGGAUGAAGGAGGAUCCACCGUCUGCACUGUCGGAAUGAGUAUUAUCCUGGGGGUGGCAGAGGGAGAGGUGUUUGUCAACGAUGCAGAGAUCCAGAAGUCAGCGCUCCAGGUGGUCACCAACUGUGUGUGUGCCCCCGACCAGACCCUCACUUCCAUGGGCAGCUUUCUGCAUCACCCCCCACAGGAGAGUGUGCUCACCAAGAUGUGGAACGUUGUCCAGGCCAACAACGGCAUCAAGGUCCUCCUUGGUUUACUGACGGUCAAGAUGCCCAUCACGGACGCAGACCAGAUUCGAGCGCUGGCUUGUAAGGCUCUGGUUGGUCUGUCUCGCUCCAGGGCUGUUAGACAGAUCAUCUCCAAGCUGCCUCUGUUCUCCUCCUCACACAUCCAACAGCUGAUGAAGGAACCCGUGCUGCAGGACAAACGCUCCCAACACGUCCGCUUCUGCCGUUACUCUGCCGAGCUCAUAGAGAGGGUGUCGGGUAAACCCUUGUUGAUCGGGACAGAUGUGUCUUUGGCCCGGCUCCAGAGGGCCAACGUUGUGGCCCAAUCCCGUAUCUCCUUUCCUGAGAAGGAGUUGUUGCUACUCAUCAGGAACCACCUGGUGGCUAAAGGACUCCAGGAUACUGCCUCAGCCCUCACCAAGGAGGCUAAUCUCCCCUGCGGCCCGCUCUCCCUCUCCAUCCCCCUCUCCUCCUCCCCCUCGCUCUACCCGGCAGUCUCUGUAGCUCCUUCCCCUGUCUCUUCGUCCGCUGUAUUACCCAGAACCCCAAGGGGCAUAGUCAACGGAGGAGUGGUAUUGGCUGCUCGCCUCACUGCGAUGACCCAAUCAUCUUCGUCUUCCUUGGUCCAGACGCCACGCCCCUCCCUGCCUCCUUGCAGCCCUAACGGCCCACCUCCCCAUGGAUCGCCCCAAAUCGGGCGUAUCCUGUUCACGCGGGAGCGCUCCUCUGUCCUCUGUAGCCCUGGGACUGGACUUGGUGGCAGCAGUGGGAAACAGCCCUCCAGUGUGCUGAGACAGAAGUCGGACCACGGAGCGUUCAGCCAGAGUCCUGCCAUGAAGAAACAGCUGGAUCGACAUCUGCCUUCCCCGCCUGCCCUGGACAGCAUCAUCACAGAGUACCUCAGGGAGCAGCAUGCCAGGUGUAGGAACCCGGUGACUACCUGCCCCCCCUUCUCCCUGUUCACACCCCACCAGUGCCCAGAACCCAAGCAGAGGUGCCAGGCCCCCACUAACUUCACCUCCAGACUGACCAGCAGGGUGCUGUAUCCUAAACACGGAGGGGUGGACGGGGGCUGCCUGGACAGACAUCUCAUCUUCAGCAGGUUCCGGCCCAUCUCAGUGUUCAGGGAGGCUGAGGAGGAUGACAGUGGUUUCACCUGCUGUGCCUUCUCAGCUCGCGAGCGUUUCCUGAUGCUGGGGACGUGUACAGGACACCUGAAGCUCUAUAACGUGUUCAGCGGUCAGGAGGAGGCUAGCUACAGCUGUCAUACUUCAGCCAUCACUCACCUGGAGCCCUCACGGGACGGUUCUCUGCUGUUGACGUCUGCCUCGUGGAGUGUCCCUCUGUCAGCUCUCUGGAGUAUGCAGUCUGUCUUCGAGAUGAAGCAUUCAUUUUUGGACGACCAUUACGUAGAGUUCAGUAAACUGUCACAAGACCGAGUGAUUGGCACCAAGGACCAAGUAGCUCAUAUCUAUGACAUCCAGUCAGGCCAGAAGUUGCUGACCCUUAAUGACCCUGGCCUGGCCAACAACUACAAGAGGAACUGUGCGACCUUUAACCCUAGCGACGACCUGGUGCUGAACGACGGGGUCAUGUGGGACGUGCGCUCUGCUCAGGCCAUCCACAAGUUUGACAAGUUCAAUAUGAACAUCAGCGGCGUUUUCCAUCCCAACCGCCUCGAGGUCAUCAUCAACACAGAGAUUUGGGACCUGAGAACAUUCCAUCUCCUCCACACGGUGCCUGCCCUGGACCAGUGUAGAGGAGUCUUCAACAACAACGCCACGGUCAUGUACGGCGCCAUGCUCCAGGCUGAUGAGGAGGAUGACGUGAUGGACCAACAGAUGAAGAGUCCCUUUGGUUCCUCCUUCAGAACUUUUGACGCCACCGACUACAAACCCAUCGCUACUGUGGAUGUGAAGAGGAAUAUUUUUGACCUGUGUACUGACACUAGGGACUGCUACCUGGCCGUCAUCGAGAACCAGGACUCUAUCAACAUGGACACGGUGUGUCGCCUGUAUGAAGUGGGGAGACAGAGACUAGCUGAGGAGGGAGAGGAUGAUGAUGAUCAGGAGGAUCAAGACGAUGAUGAAGACUCUGACGACGACGAUGAAGAUGACGAUGAUGACAUGGAGACAGACCCGCUGUUGGCCGAGCUGAUCGAGGGAGGAGAAGGAGAGGAGGAUGGAGGUAACGACUUCUCUCCAUCGGAUGAUGAAGCGGUGGCCCGGCUGCUCAAUGCUGAAGAUGAUGAUGAUGAUGAUGAUGAUGAGGAUGACUCUAACAACGAUGCUGAGAUUGACCUGGGAUCUGACAGUUCCGACAGCUCCGACGGCAGCACUGACACCUCGGACCUGGAGGACCAACUCUUCCUGUCUAUGAGCGACUAGACAGGAAAUGGGACAUGACAACCAGGAAGUGGCAAAGGGGACACAACAUGUAUCCACCCAUUGCCACUUAAGCUGGAGGAAUCCCCCCCCCCCCCCCC